Messenger RNA from Ctenocephalides felis (cat flea), 579 nucleotides. Its product is annotated as zinc finger protein 287-like. NCBI's taxonomy places the organism in Eukaryota, Metazoa, Arthropoda, Insecta, Siphonaptera, Pulicidae. Bases 1 to 579 code for a protein of 192 amino acids. Gene Ontology annotation, cellular component: nucleus. The transcript has a single exon. The record is from RefSeq and is a predicted model, not a curated record.
AUGCUCAUUCACAGUGGUGAGCAUCCUUAUGAAUGCAAUGAAUGCAAUAAGACAUUCACACAAAAAAGGCAUCUAAAAACACACAUGCUCAUUCACAGUGGUCAGCGUCCCCAUGAGUGCAAUGUAUGCAAGAAGACAUUCACACAGUUAGGUGCUCUGAAAAGACACAUGCUCAAUCAUAGUGGUGAGCGUUGCCAUAAGUGCAGUAUAUGCAAUAAGGCUUUCAUACAUAUAAGUUAUCUGAAAGAUCACAUGCUCACUCACAGUGGUGAGCGCCCCCAUGAGUGCAGUAUAUGCAAGAAGACAUUCACAUAUUCAAGUACUCUGAAAACUCACAUGCGCAUUCACAGUGGUGAGCGUCCCUAUGAGUGCAGCAUAUGCAAGAAGACAUUCAUACAAAUAAAUCAUCUGAAAGAUCACAUGCUAAUACACAAUGAAGUACGUCCUCAUGAAUGCAAUACUUGUAAUAAGAAAUUCAAGCAAUUAAGAUCUCUGAAACAACACUUGCGGAUUCAUAAUGGAGAGACUCCUUAUAAAUGUGAAAUAUGCAUAAGGGAUUUAAUCAACCAGGCAAUUUGA